This is a messenger RNA of Heterobilharzia americana, 889 nucleotides long. The record is from the annotation of a GenBank genome assembly. Lineage: Eukaryota; Metazoa; Platyhelminthes; Trematoda; Strigeidida; Schistosomatidae.
AAGCAACUGCCAAAUUACUUGUCGUUCGACGCUGUCGAAGGUCUUUUCAAAGUCGGUGAGGGUGAGUUAUAGGGUUGACUGCCAUUCUAUACUCUGUUCUAUGAUGAUGCGAAGCGUUGCAAUUUGGUCCGCACAUGAUUUGUACUUCCUGAAUCCAGCCAGCCAGCCUGUUCGGGUCGUAGUUUUGAAUCCAGUGCAUCCUUUAGUCUCUUCAAAAUGAUGCGGCUUAAUAUUUUGCUUGCUGUGGGUGGACAGGAGAAUGAUUCCACGCCAGUUCUUGCAAACACUGAGGUCUCCCUUCUUCGGCAGUUUGACAAGGUAACCCUUCUUCCAAUCACUAGCCAGAUACCUUCCUUUCCUUCCUUCCAGACCUUCUGCACUAGUGGUGUGAGCAUGUCCGCUGUUGUCUCUGCGUCUGUUCUCAGUGCUUCUGGUGGGAUCUCAUCUGGUCCUACUGCUUUCCCACAUUUCAGUAGCUUUAUGGCGCUCAGGACUUCCACUUUUGUUGGAGGAUUUAUGUUCACUUGUAGUUCUGUGGCUGGGCUGCUGGUGGUAUUUCUGGAUGAAGUGCAGGUGGUGGUCGAUUCAAGAGCUUUUUGAAGUGGUCGGCCCAUUGUUUCCUUUGUUUCUCUUCUUUCGUAAUUAAAUUUCCGUCACCAUCUUUUAUUGGUUUCAUCUGUGUUGAUCUCUUCCCAGAUAGUAACCUUGUUAUUUGAUACAAUGUUGUCAGGUCUCUCUUACCUUCAACCUGUUCUGCUUCACUUGCCAGUGUUUCGUGGAAAUCAAUACAUAUAUAUUUCAAUUAAUCGAUUACUUUCACCGUUAAAGAGUCAAUUUUUUAUAAGUAGUUAUUGUUUAAAGCAAUACUACUGAAAUGGCAGUCCAUGAA